This is a messenger RNA of Chenopodium quinoa (quinoa), 2301 nucleotides long. Its product is annotated as protein LAZ1 homolog 1-like. Gene Ontology annotation, molecular function: transporter activity. Lineage: Eukaryota; Viridiplantae; Streptophyta; Magnoliopsida; Caryophyllales; Amaranthaceae. The record is from RefSeq and is a predicted model, not a curated record. Bases 494 to 1924 code for a protein of 476 amino acids. The transcript has 9 exons. Gene Ontology annotation, biological process: transport.
AGAUACAUACAAAAAGUAGCAAAAAUCCCAAAAUAGUGAUGCCCAACUGCUGAAGCAAACACAUAAAUUCUACACGUUUCUCUCUCCUACCAUUCCAAAUCUUUCUCUUUUUGAGUCUUUUUCCCCACAAAAACUCCUUUUCUUUUCUCUUUUCCCCAUUUUGGAUCGAACCUUUCUCCACUUACCAUUUCUUUCCCUAGAAGCUCCGAUUUCCAGGUUUUAUGCAGGCCUUUGUGUAUUGUUUCCCUUCUAUUUAGCAACUAUUGAACACUUUUCUUGGGUCAGUUGGCCUAAGCUAGAAGUUUUCUCCUUUCUCCUCAGCUGCCAUAUUCUCCAUUCCAGAAGGCAUAUUAUUAAGUUGAAAAUUGUGGUUGCCGGAGUUUUAUAGACAUAUAUACAUUCAUGGCCGAUAGCAAGAAGUGCAGUUGAUCAUAUGAAGCUUGAAAUUAACUUCACCUAAAGCAGAAGUGGUACUCAUCCUAGUAUCCUUGCUAUGGGAUGGAUGUGGGUUGUAUACGUUUUCUUCUUUCUUUUAAAUGCAAGGGAGUCUGUCGGCAGUUCUGGUAAAGCAUGGUUUCUCGAAAUUGCCACUGGCACAUCUUCUCUCUACAGCUGGAGUAUCACUAGCUCAAGCAUAUUUGUGCUUACAGCUCUGGUUCUGUCUAUGUAUCUCAUAUUUGAGCACCUAGCUGCUUACAAUCAUCCAGAGGAGCAGAAAUUCUUAAUAGGGCUCAUACUGAUGGUUCCUGUGUAUGCUUUAGAAUCGUUCUUGUCGCUGUUGGAUUCAAAAGCUGCAUUUAACUGUGAAGUAAUACGCGAUUGCUAUGAAGCUUUUGCAUUGUACUGCUUUGAGAGAUAUCUGAUUGCCUGCUUAGGCGGAGAAGAGAAGACAAUUGAAUUCAUGGAAAGUCAAAGUAUUAUAAAUUCUGGUUCACCCCUAUUGGAAGAAGCAUAUACUUAUGGUGUUGUAGAGCAUCCAUUUCCUCUCAAUUACUUUAUCAGGGAAUGGUAUCUUGGGAAAGAUUUCUAUCAAGCUGUGAAAAUUGGCAUAGUUCAAUAUAUGAUACUGAAGUUGAUAUGUGCACUUUUAGCGAUACUUUUGGAAGCUUGUGGCGUGUAUGGGGAAGGAAAGUUUCAGUGGAAUUACGGCUAUCCCUAUUUGGCUGCUGUUCUUAACUUCAGUCAGACAUGGGCUUUAUAUUGUCUUGUUCAAUUUUACUCAGUCACAAAAGAUAGACUUGAACCUAUCAAACCUUUGGCGAAAUUUCUUACUUUCAAGUCAAUAGUAUUCUUGACAUGGUGGCAAGGAAUAGCUGUAGCUUUUCUUUUCUCUAUAGGAGCCUUCCGGGGUUCCUUAGCUCAGGAAUUGAAGACACGUAUUCAGGACUACAUAAUAUGUAUUGAGAUGGGCGUUGCAGCUGUGGUUCAUCUUUAUGUCUUUCCAGCAGUACCUUACAAACGAGGAGAACGGUGUGUAAGAAAUGUUGCAGUGAUGGAUGAUUAUGCAGCGCUUGGUACCCCUCCAGACCCAGAGGAGGUCAGGGAUGGUACCAAAUUUACCAAGAUGCGCCUAGCUCGGCAUGAUGAGAGAGAGAAGCGUUUAAAUUUUCCGCAAUCAGUUCGUGAUGUGGUAGUUGGUAGUGGAGAAAUCAUUGCGGAUGACAUGAGGUUCACUGUUUCCCAUGUGGUAGAGCCAGUUGAAAGGGGGUUUGCAAAAAUAAACAAAACCUUUCACGAUAUAUCAGAAAAUGUUAAGAAACUAGAGCUGAAGAGGAAGUCUAAAGAUGAUAGUCUGAUCCCAUUAAAUUCUUGGAGCAAAGAUUUUGACGAUGAUCUUCCUGAAGGAAGUAUUAGUGACAGUGGUCUGGCUUGGGGAUCGAGACAGCAUGUCAAAUAUAAAGGCUCAUCGUCCCAGUUAGGAUAAUCUACCAUUUACAGAGUAAGAUGCUGAUAGCCUGCCUCACCCUUCAUACAAGUAGUCUGUAGCGAGGGUCAAAACAGCAUAUCUCACUGGUAUGUUUAGUCUACAUUGUAUCCCUCUGUUUCCUUGUAAUUCCCGACCUAAGUUGGGGUCAUUUUAUGAUGAUGACAGGUUAGAGGCAAGAGCUAAUUUGACCCAUUGUAGAAGGUGCUAACUGAUUUUACCGUGAACAGCAGAAAGUUAGAUAUUUAGCUGAUUUAAUUUGUACAGAAUACAGAUAUAAACCUGUGUCUAUUUGGGCACAUAUCUUUCCUUGUAAAGAAAACAAAUUUUGAUAGUGAUCAUUGCAUGGGGAAAUCACAAAAUGUGUCGAAAGUUUA